AACUGUGGAGCUGCAACACACACGGAGCCUGUCUAUCUGGGACCAACUGGUGCAGAGAAACUUUUUGGAUGCAUUUUUCCAAAGAUUUGAGGAGAUCAGUUUUCCAACAGGAUAACGAGAAUUAAAUGGGACAACAGAAAUCGCGAGAACUCGAAUCGCUCCAGUUGUGCGCGCGGUUCAGUUUGGCCAACUUUGUGAACUAGCACCCUGUGAUCCGCUUCAGUCCGCGAGAGCGCAGCAGCAGCAGCAGUAAUAGAGGAGCAGGAGGCUGGAUGUGGCACGAGGAGACGGGUCAUUGAGCCGCAGAGAGCCGGGUAAGAGUUUCCCAGGGUGCAACUCUCCAAUGUCAGCGGACAGGAUGAUGAUCAUUGGACUCCUGCUCAAUGUCUUCUCUCACGGUAAGGAAAUUAUUCCCCCUUUUCCCCCCAAACAGGUCCAUUUCCGAGGUGUGGAAAACACAACACCUCGUUUGGACCACUCAUUUAGUCCACAAAAAUCUGUGUUAGGGGUCGUUGUGUGUGCUUAUUCUGCUGGAUAUUUUGUCUUCCAGUUAAACUUGAACAUACAUGUCUGUGUUUUAGUUUAACCAACAAAAUUAAACUGUAAUGAAGCCACCAGAGCAGACAGGAUAGAUUUAGUCUGACAUUGCUGAUCAUGAUAACCUUCAGAUUCCAGACUCAGUAGUAAUCAAAUCACCUGGUUCAGAGCAUUUUUUUAAAUAUACAUUUUUGCACAUUUUUUGGCAAAUUUUUGCAUAGCAGUUUUUAUCUAUUUAUUUAUUGCAUAUUUAAUUUUGGCAUAUUUUUGCAUAGCAGUUUUUAUUUUAUUGUUUUUGCAUAUUUUUGCAUAGCAGUUUUUAUCUUUUUGGGGCAUUUUUUUGCAUAUUUUUGCAUUGCAUUGUUUAUUUUAUUUUAUUUUUAUUUUUUUGCAUUUUUUUGCAUAUCAGUUUUUUUGGGCAUAUUUUUGCAUAUCAGUUUUUAUCCUUUUUUUGCAUUUUUUUUUUUAUUUUUGCGUAUUUUUGCAUAUCAGUUUUUCAACAGAAAGGGGAAGAGGUGGGGACUGUGAGAUAAGAUAAGUGUUCCACCUGACGUGAAGAUAUAUUCAGGCAUAAUAAAGCUACUCUAGCUUUUAGAGGAACUUUAUGAUGAUCCAUUAAUAAGAGCCAACAAACCAUUUUGGUACUAAUUUAUAAAAUUCCCUAUAUUUUCAACCCGGGUGACUUCAUCAGGAGUUCAGGUCUUUUAUCUCUGCCUUGGAUGCCCUCCAAAGUAAAAAGCAGUUCAUCUCCACAAUUAUUGAUCCCACUGUCCUAGAUUGUGGAAAUAUCACUCAGGAAUUACUGAACUGAGUUAUGUUCCUCCUAAACAUGACAGCAGCCUGGCUUCUUCAUCCUUUAUUCUUCUAUUCACUGACAUUCAACAACUCACUUUUUUAAAGUUGUGUAAAAGGAGUUGAAAAAGAUGUAUUUAAAAGAAGUAUUUAAAACACACACACACACACACACACACACACACACACACACACACACUUGCCAUAUGAGGUGUAAUUAAGUAAUGACUGUGAAUGAGGCUGAUAAACAAAGUUGCUCUGCAGCCAUGGGUGUUCUUCAUUGUCUAAGCCUGUGCUGAAACUCUCCUCAUUAUUUGGAUAAUCCAUUGUAAACACAGACCACACGGAUCGUCACACUCUGUGCUCUUCUGCAUGGAAAAAAACACAAAAAUACUCUAAUUGACAGGAUUAUUUCUGUUCUGCAGGAGGUGGGCUGCUCGCCUCCUGCAGGAAUUUCAGAUAAUGCCAGGCUUUUCCAGUAGAGAUUAGCAUCAAGAAAUGAUGAAUGCUGUCUUGUGAAAGUCAAACCUUUCAGACACCCAGUUUGUCAUCCACAUCAUCAAACCCACCUGACAGGCACUUAGAUGGGAUUACACCAAGAAAAGCGGUUAUUUCUAACAGCUUUUUAUCACAGAUCAGCGUCAGUGCAGAUGAUAAUUAAACAGACUGUUGUCGUGUUAAAAUAAAGGUUUUAAUAAACACUUUGUGUAGUGGAGUCUUCACAGAAUCUCUUUAGACUUUCAGCUGAUUUUGGACAAUCUUUUGGAAAGAUGCUUUAAGAGUUUUCCAGCUUAAAUAGACUGUUUAGAGUCAGAUUUAUAGACACAUAAUAUCUGCAGGUACUGUAUAAAUAGCCCUUUCAUACUAUGUGCCACUCUAUGCUCUGUUAUCUUAACCUUGUGGUAAAUCAGGCCCCAUUCAAAUGUCUGACCUAAACUAUGGCAGUGGGAACACAGACCAGCCUUCCCAAAAUGUCCGUCACCACUGAUGGUCUGCAGAGCUCAAGGCUAACCAUUGCCAUCUAUAAUGCGUCUGCACAGGGUUGAACUGUCCAAAAAGAAAGAGGAGAAUUGCACCUGUUUCCACGGAUCAGAUAUAGAUUUCAAAACUGCCCUGUGAUUCAAAGCCAGAUCCCACGCCCCAGCUUUUCAUGCUUUGCAAAAGAAAAUAGAGCACAAGAGGGACACUACAAAAGACUUUUCAUGUUAAAAUACUUUGUUUUUCCCUCAAAUAACUGGAUUUGGCAGAAAUGUAUGUGAUAUAUCAGUUACACUCAACCACUUCUUUCUCCUCCACAUUUUUUUUGUACUACAUUGUGUCUUCAUCCACAGUAAUCUCACAAAUAAUGCAUGAGAUCAGUGUUGAGUGUGGCCUAAUAGUCCCUUCGCCAGAUGAAUCAACAGAAUGCUUUCUAUUGUUGAAUGACACUAAACCUGACUUUGACCUCUUGCUGCGAGGCCCUCUGUGGAUUAUUGAAGUCCCAGUGCAGACUGCAACUGGUGAUUGAGCGUUUCUAUUCCUGGUGCUUAAUUUAGUGGACGUGAUUGAGCUAUAACACGGUCAUCACGACUGUAAUGGAGCUCAUUUUCAGGCUGUGUAAAGUCACACAGGUGUUAGGUGGACUGAUAUCCACAUGCUGGGUUUUGUUUAUGUGGCUGUGUGAGCCCUUCACCCUGUGCUCUUUGUGUUUUAUCCACUCCUCUGCUUCUUUAUCUGCGCACCACACUGAGGACGCUUCUUUUUUCCCAUUUCUGCUGAGGCAUUGUCUUUAAAUGUACUCUGUGCCUGAAAUUCAGUUUCGUUUAGGACGACAGCACACAAAGAUUAAAUUGGCAAAGCGCCCAUUGGACAUUACUUAGAUAAGAAACAUAAAAUACACUUUUUCAAUAUGCAGUUUUUUAAAAAAGUAUUUGAAGUUUUACUGAAAAAAAUCAUUUCAAUUAAAAUGUUCACAUCAAGGAGAACUAGAGUGCCAUGUAAGUCUAUAAACGACACCUGACCUACAAGCUAUUUGCAUAAAUAUUAAAUCUGUCAUUCACAGCCUUCUUGAUCAUCACUUGCAUACACCUGAUGGCACAACAAUAAAACCCACAGCCUAAUAGAAUCUCUAAAACUGUGUCUCACUAUCUGAACAAGAAAUUAUUCAUCUCGUCAUAAUUUAGUAGCGCAGCACACAGCAGAAGGCAGAAUCCUGAAAUAUUCACUCACCCCGUUCACUCUGACUCCACCUGAUGCAAGCAUGUAUUUUACCUGGAGUACAGGCUGCGUGAUGUGGCUGCACAAUCUGGUGCCACAGCUUGUUAAAGUGGAUACACUGAGUAACAGUUGACUUCAAAGAUUUAAUUAUGACUCUUAUACACUUGACGAGUCUUCAGCUUAUGCCGAGACUUUCUCAAAAACAAGUUCAUUUUUUCUAACAAGCAAAAUCAAGUCAAGUGUUUUUUUUUAAAGUAGUUUUUCAUCUCCUUUGAGAAAUAUCUUCAAAGCUCUUGCUGGCAACCUCCGUUUUGAUGUGGUCAAAUAUUAAUCUCUUUGGUUUUCUCUAAUGAGAAUGGUCUCACCUUAAGUUACUUUUCCUCUGUAAGAGCGAGGGCGGACUGUGUGGGACCACGGCUCUGAGGUUUGUGUGAUUUGUCUCUGUGAGAUGUACACAUGAAAAACUCAUAAAUGCAAAUUGUGACUCUCCUGCACCCUUACAAGCACCAGUCAAAUAGAAAAUCAGCCCUGUUAGUUUGCUCAGUGGAGGAGCAAACAAAGAUGUUAUUUGUUCAUGCAUGCAAAGCAUUGUGGGCAGGCUUAGGUUUGAGGUGUUUGACACUUUGCAACUUUAACAAGAUGUUGGCAAGAAGCCAAGGCAGCCGCUGUUGUGCAAUUAGAUGAAAUUGCAAGUUUUUACAGCAAAGCAAAGUGAGAGAGAAAAAGGUUGUUGUUUAAAAAUAUCAUUUUUUUCUUUGCUCCAGUUAUUAAGUCAGACUGUACUCUGCUGCUUCUUUGUGUGAUAUUGCUGCGGUUGGUGGUCCUGAUGGGAAAGAGCAAAGACAACAGCGGGGGCCAUUGGAGGGGAGCUGUGAACACCUGCAGUGAGGGAAGAUUUGGGAUUGAUUUUUCUCAAAUUGGCUGAGAGUUAGAAGAAAAUACUGAUAUUUCGCAGGUGCAGCAUCAUAGAGAGACUGAGAGGGAACAGGGCAACAUGGGAAGAAGAGAAAGUCAUAAAGGGUUCACGGAAAUGUAGACUCAGAUUAGCCCUGGUGAUAAAACAAAACAAACAAAAACAGUAAGAAUAGACUAACAUUAAAAUUUAUUAUGAUUUUUUGUGACAAAGUAAUAAAAAGGACUGUUUUUUUUAUGUGAAUACUGUUUUUGUUCAAUAAAUGCUCACAGGUAGUGUGGAGUUGUUCUUCACUAAGUGAAAAUAUUUCAAUCAUACAGGACCAGGGUCGCUGGUUGGCCCAGAGGUUCGAACAUGUAGUUCAUUUACUGAGGCUAUAGUCCCUGUCGCAGUUGCUGGUUCGGCUCCCAGCCUCGACCCUUUGCUGCAUGACACCCCUCACUACCCAUAGCUCCCCACAUCCGACCUCUCUUUGGCUGUCCUAUCAAUAAAGGCAAAAAUGCUAACUUAAAAAAAUCCAACAGGACUCACCCUGUUUCUUUAAAAAGAACUUUCUUUGCAGGUAGCCCAGGGCAGUGCCUCUAAUUCCCCUCAUAACAAAGAGAAUAUGUGCAAGCUUUAAGCAUAUGUUUAAUGUUAAAGGAAAGUUGAAUGUUAGAAAGCUGUAAGCUGAUUGGUCCAAAGUGCAAAAGUAAGCUCAGCAGAAAUGAAAUAUCAAUAAAGGCCAAUGCAAACUCAAACAUGCCCUGAUGAACCAGCUUCUUCAAGGAGCAUUUCUGUCCACUGAAGCACUCUCACACAGGUGAAACCAACCAGUGGAAAGUUUUUUUUCCUAAAACAAUGUGUUUUAGGAAAAAAUGAAUAAGAAACAAGGUCUGUCUACAAACACUGAAAUCAGACUGAAAAAACAUAACAUGCUGCAAUCAUCAUAAUUUACAGCGUGAAGGAGAAAGGUCUUUAACCUUUAAGAGUUAAGUGAUAUCAGUCACUAUAGUUUUUAUACUCAUUAUCAUUAAUGGUUAUGAUUUUGAGCUGCAAACAUAUAUGCUCAGUGCUCCUGCUGCUCAUUUACAGUCAUUAUGAAUCCUAUGUUUCCAUUAUGGUCUCUUGGGGUGAAUUAGUAUGUGAACUUCUAUAUUUACUCUGCUCCACUCUUAAAUUAAUCUGGGAUAGUUUUAUAUUUCAAUCAGCAGAUGUAGGGGUUAUGUUGUUUAAUACUAGGAGCUAUCACUGUAUUCCAGUAAAGACAAUUUCCUGCCUUUUUAUGUAUCUAAUUUGCUUGCAAUCUUGGAGUCCGUCUUCUAAUGGUGAAAAAUGCCUCAGGAAACAAUGGCCAAUGUUACUGUCAUGAGUGUAGCCAGUAAUAACAAACAGUUCCUGAUCAAGACUUCCUUUUUCAUGAGCUGCAUUUUUACAGUCCUAUUAACAACCAGAGAAGUAACUGUGUGUUUCAUUCAAAAGCCAAGUUCAUUACACCAACAGAAAUAGCGCCCAUUCAUCUGUGUCCAAGAGUCCUAAUUACACUGUUAAUACUAAGUAAUUCAGAGGCUUCACUUUGGCUUAUUUCAGAGGUAUAAACACGGAAAAAAAAAGUCUGAAAUUUUUUUCGUGCUCCAUGGACGUCAGAUCAAUCAUUUUUUUAUGCAUCCUAGGCAGUCAGUGAUAAGGUCUUAUGACACAGACAUCAAGCAGAUUUGUCUGACCUAAAGCGCGUCGUUAGCUGCGCUUGCAUACAGAUAUCUGUGGAGAUAAUUCAGUCAUCGUCAGAUUACCUCUGAUGAGAGCAGAUUGAGUUCUGCCCUCUGUGGCUCCCUAUUCAGACUGUUUUUCUCUGCAUUCACUGAAGCCUGCUGAUUUGUGGUUGGUCAAUACUACACAGACUACAAAUGUAAUGCACACUAAAAAUCUAUAUCAGCAUAAGCUUAUAAGCACUCUUGUAGAGAUUCCUUUUGGUUUGACAGCAGAGGAUUUGAAUGAGUGUUAGUAGGCCUACUAACAAGUAGUGGUCACCAUGUGCAUAUUUACCCAGUCUCACUUAAACUCCAUCUCGUCACCCUGCUUCUGCUUCUUCCUCGAGCCUGUGACUUCCUGCCAAAAAGCCUCGUCUGUCAUGAUCUCCCCCGGACACAUCACAGUGGCCUGCACCACCACAGUCGGAUUCACUAAAGAUAAUCACUCCUGUUUUAGGAGAUGGGAGAAAACUCAAACCAGUCCAGUCCUGCUCCAAGUUGUAAAGUGUUUUUGUUUUGUUUUUUCCAUGUGUGGCAGUAACCUUCAUCAGCUUGGGCUCACAAAUGCUAUUAAUCACCCCAGUGAGAAAUCAAUAGUGUGUAUUGUAUUACUUCUGUUUCUUUCUCCCUGUUCUUGUUCUUUUAAAGAGGCAAUUCCCUCGACACAGACCUUUGCUUAGCAAUUUGUUGCAUCUUUAACAGCUUAUUGGGACAUUAUGACAUUUAAUGAUCAAAAAUUGAAAACAGUGAUUAGCUGUCUACUGGACGGGAUUUCUCAGAAAUACUAAACACUGUGUAGAUAUUUGUUGAUUCUCACUGUCUUUGUUUCUGUGUGCAUUUGCAUGUAUGAUGAAGAAAGGCUCUCAGAAAGUACAUUUGUAUGUAGUGUCACUGAUCAGCCUGAGGGAGUCAACACUAAAGAGGAAUAGUGAAGAAUCUGUUCUCUGCCUGAACAGAUUAAACCUGCUUAAACAUGGAGGAUUUUCAACUUCACUAUGCAUUUCGAGGUAGAUAGGAAGGUAAUCAUCUGUUUCCCAUACCUUGUCAUGCUGUGACCAUGACUUAUCACCCUGGGUGUUACCGGUGUGUGUGUGUGUUUGUCCCACCUCCCCUCGUGGACUCUGCAGAAGCCCUGGCAGGUUUCCUGCGGCGGUGGUGGCAUGAAGCCUCUGUUUAUGAUAUGUCUAAAGCCAAAGUGAGACGUGGACCUCAUGUGGUGUCUGAGAUUGCAAAACAUGCAGCAGCAGAAUUGGAUUGCAGCCGUGCUUUGUGUCACCACUCAGCAGGAGCUUAAUCGAAGAGUGUGACCGAUUUAACACAAUGCUCUGCGGUGUGGGUGUCUGUGUGUUUGUAUAUGAGCGUGGACAAUAUACAGUUUAUUAUGCUGCAGCAUAAGUACAUGUUAGGACAUAAUCAGUACAGAUAUUUGUUAACAGGGCAGCAUGAAUACAUACUUCACUUAUUUCUAGCUGUACUGCUAAUUUGAAAAUGCCUGCCACUCUGUUGCUUUUGUGCAGUUAUAAAAUGACAGGAUAUAGCAAAUUAAUGAGAUACAGUGUUAAAAAAAAAAGUGUGUGCAUAUUGCCUACUCCAGCUAUUUCUUUCUCUGGAAUCACUGUGUAUAAAAUGUAAUUUGUGGGGACAAUUAUGUGUCACAUUUGAGGAAAUUAAUUUCCUGAAAUGCUCCAUCAGAAUGCAUUUUCAUGAAGAGGCCUUUCUGUCUUUUCCCCCCUCAGCUCCCUCAGGCUGCCUUUGGCCUUCCUGCAUUGUGUUUUUCAUGGAGCAAAAAAAAAAAUCCUUAUUAAAAAUUGAUUUGUAGUUCUUCACUUUGAGCCGUUCUACACAGAACACUGCCAAUCAAAACCGUCUUAAUGCUUAAUGAGCAUGGACCAACAGGACUUUUUCUGCUGCAUAAUAUGUCUGUUGCAGAGGAAAUGUGGCUGCUGAUAAGCACAUAUUGGCACUCAAUGACCCUUGUGUGAAUUAAUGGGAUGAAUCCCUCUAAAGGCAUGUAAAAAGAUGUAGUUCUGCAAUCUUCAAGUGACACAUUUUGAGGGUGGGAGGACAUGCUGAAAAGUGUUUGACCAAAACGUCAGAGGUGAAAACAUCCUCAAAAGUGACACAUAGCAGUCCCUGUCUCUCUGAAACGUCCAGGUUAAGUCAUGGGCUAAAAGCAAAAUGGGAAUUGGGACCUUAUUGUUUUGUUUUUGGUGGAGAAAAAGAUGAAGUGUUGGGUUAAAUUGGUUUUGUCUGCAGCAUUACUGGUGGAGACAGUAGUGUCUGGCUCUGGUGAAAAGCUUUUUCCAAGUGGACAGGACCCCCCUGCAGACCCGCAAAUGUCUGUGUGUCCCUCUGCAAUAAUAACAGCGCAGAACACAUUUUGUUUCUGAGGACAGAAAAUGUGCCACAUGUGAAAAUUUGAAGCAACACUCUGGUAUUCCUAUAUCUUUAAGACCCUUUUAUCUGGGGUAUUUUUUCAUGCAACAGCUUUUAACAGUAUUUCAAAUGUUGUGUCAUUGAUCAAUCUAAAUUUCGGGAUUUAUGUUUUAUUGUGAAAUUGGGGGAAGAAAUUCUCGCCACUGUCAAAUGGGCUUGGACUAGUGUGGAAAUGCUUCCAUCGUGGUUCAAGCACUCGCUGGAAGACCCAAGAACCAUCUGAGACUUGAGAGUUGGCUGUCAAGUGGAACAGCUUCCUCUUCUGAUGCACAAAACUAACAAAUUCUCUGUGUAAAACAUCCCAGUUUGAGCAUCUUUGAGGUUUUAUUUUCAAACUAACGAGUGAAAGCAAUUCUGUGACACUGAAUCCUGAAAGUCUGUUACUAGAUAGAUGCACAGCUGAGCUGACUUAAAGAAAUCUUAAACAGAUUUCAUAAAAGGAGGGAGAAUGUACAUAUACAGUACAGUAUAUGGGCCCCAGCCUUAGCACUAGCCACCAAACAUCUAUUUAACUUUGCCUGAUUUCUUUAGCAAAGAGACUAAACACAACUCACCUACUCUCUUCCAGAAGCCGCUUCUUUGUAGAGAGACCUCAGACAAGUCCAUUACGGAAGGCUGUGGGGUGACACAGCUCUAGGAAGAACAUUUAUGAUCAUUACUUCAUGGAAAUGCAAUCAGACUGAGACACAGGGGCAGAAGAAGUACCGCGCCUGCAGAGCAAAAUGAUUAAUAUGAAGAUUAAUACUUCAAGGAAAUGAUAAAGAAAUAAAGUUAAAGAUAAAGUUAAAAAGAUGUUUGGUGGCUAGUGCUAUGGCUGGGACCCUAUAUGUACUGUUGAUGAAGUUAGGUGCUGUUCUGAGCAUUAUUUGUGGCUAUAGAGUGGCAUUUUGGUUGAUGUUUAUGUAUGGCUCCUCAGACCUCUCUGUGUUGCUAUCCUGCGGUUGUUACUAAAGUUGGUUUAACUAGAGAAGCAAGCGGUCAGCAAAAUUUGUCUCCCGAGGGGGUGUCUAACUUGGUGUUAGAGUGUGUUUGACCCUAAAUUAAAUUUAACACCGGAAUACCCCUUUAACCUGAACCAGAUUUUGAGUUAUAUCUACUUUAACUGAAUUUCAAUUUUUUUUUUUUUAAGUCAACAGUCUUAAUCACAAAAUCACAGCAGCUUUAACUUACUUGACGUAGAAAGUUCGAGACUUCAGGCUCUGUUAGCUUAACAAGAUAGGAUGAGAUAGGAUAUAGUACAGUAUGCUACUUGACAGUAUGUUGUGGUUUGGUAUAAUUUAACAUAAUACACUGCCAAUAUCAUACUUUAUGACUUAAUAGGAUAUGAUUUCAUAUGGUACAACACAAUAUGAUACUCUGUAAUAGAAUAUAUGAGUCCAACAGUAAUAUUUUGGUACAAUGACACUGUGAUUACAGGUAAACUGCAUGACAAUACAAUCACAAUACAUCUUAUCUUCUCUGGAGUAUCUCUGGAUACUAAAAUAAUUCCCUGCAAAAGGCAAAGUGCAGGUUAAAUACAUUCAUCUUCUGCACUUUGGUUUCACUUAGAUGACACAAUGUUCAUUUUAUUAGUCUGUAAUUUCAGUUAGAAAAUGUAUUUUAAAAUACACUGUAAAUCUCAUGCAUUUCACUAGUUUGCAGCAUGUAGGAGUGCAUUUACUUCUUGUUGUUAAUAAAAAAUGGGCAGUAACUGUCAUGCGGUAUUUGUGAACAGCAAAAUCUACCCAUUAUAGGCAAGUGAAGCUCUCUUCACACCUUUCCUCUUGUCUUGACAAAGGGAGCUGGAAGAGGCAUUUCUUUUUUUUUUAUUAUUGGCUUUGAAAGUAGCUGACACAUCUCUUAAUGUCUUUUCACUUCUGUCCAAAACCAGCCCCUUUUUUCUUCCCUUUAGUUUGCUACUCUCAGCCAAUUAACUGCUGUUCAUCUUACCCUUAUUCACACCACGAGCAGUUAUGAAGUUGUGUCACAGAGGGUCUAAUUGGCAGGGAGAUUUUUAUUUUCAGAGUGCUGUAUCUUUUUAAAUAUUGAUAUGUGCGCUAGUGUGUAAGUCGUCAUGUCAAAACAAGUAAACAGGACAUUUUAUAGAGCCAUAAUGUUUUUUUUCCUGUGCUCCUUCUGUACAAAAAAGGAGAGUUGCUUUGAGUCACUUUCUAGCCUUUUUUCACUUUUAUUUCAGUGAAUAAAUAUUUUUUAUUGAUACUCCAACUUCUCCACUCUUUUUUUAAAACUAGUACCUGCACUUCUUUUCGUGUUGUGAAAGUUUAUACAUUUACUACCUCUGGCACAGGAGAAGCAAGAUAAGGCUAGCUCACUGGCUUCAAACAGCACCACAAUGUAAGGUUAGUGCUUAACCUCAGUGAAAACUCUGAGACACUGUGUCGGGGAAAAAGAUGUUGCAUUAAUAAAAAAGCAAAACACACACAGCAAGACUGUGUUCAAAAUAGACAGGAGUCAACAAGAAGUCCCAGUGAGAGCAUAAAAAAAUAAUCAUUAAAAAGAAUGAUCUUCACAUUGCCCUGUAGUGUUGUUAAAUUAUCAGAGCCUCUGUGUUCCUCUGAGGAAAUCUGAAGUUUCCCCUACGUUGCUGCUUUAUUACACUUGCGUGCCUUCAAUUUAAUUUGCCUUGUUGGAUUUUAUAGCCACCUGUAGCACAAUGGAGGAUCUAUGGGGUGCACUCAUCUUGCUCUGUUGUCUUAAUUACAGCCUAUUUAGCCUAACGACUCAUUCUUAAUGCAGGGACCAUAAACUCUACUGCUCUGCAUAAUACAGCAGCGCACAAUCUGCUGUUACUUUGACAACCAACAGCUUUGGCCAUAGCACAUAGUUUUAUUUUGUCCUCCAGGUGGUGUUCCAGUUUCUGCUUCUCUGGACUGUCUGGUAGCCGAGCAGAGCUGCAUCCAGGUGCAGUCCUGCAAGGUGCUCUACAGGCUCCUGGAAUACUGCGCAGCGGAGGAGGCGGUGUCGCCCCUCAGCGCAGACGCCCGCUUGGAGUGCCUGGAGGCCCAGAACUCCUUGCAGCAUUACCGCCCACUUCAAGUCUGCAAGUGCCAGCGCGGCUCUCGCAGGGAGGAACACUGCCUGAAGGUGUACUGGACUGUGCGGUUUGCAGGUGGGUUCGCACUCUGGCGCUAUGUGUGUGCAUGGAGGAGGUGCUUUUUGAAAGUGUCCACUGCAUAAUCCAUGAAAUUUCUGCUUUUCAGCUUAUGAAGAGUAUGACGUGUCUCCAUAUGAAGAACUGCAGUUAAAUCUGGUGCGAAAUAUUGAGAUGUCACGUAUGGCCUCCAUCAUGGCAGGUACUUCUUACAUCCGAAAUGUUUACGGUUUAUCACAGUAUCAAUAUUUUCCCCUCUUUAAAGAUCACACUCUUCUUUUUGACAGCCUCCACUCUGUCUGUGGAUGGACAAAACCAGUGUCUGAAGGCAGCCCAGGAUUGUGGCCUGUAUGAGAAAUGUGGCUCCCUGCGGUCUGAAUAUGUCGUGGCCUGCACCAAGCGAGCAACAGUUUCUGACAACAGCUGUAACCGCCAGAAAUGCCACCGAGCCCUACGGCGUUUCCUGGAGCGUGUGCCAGAGGAAUACAGCUUUGCUUUGCUCUUCUGUCCUUGCUCUGACCCUCUGUGUGGAGAGCGCCGCAGGAAAACCAUUGUCCCAUCGUGUUCCUAUGAGGAGAACCUGAGAGGAGAGGAGAAAGUGGGCAAACCAAACUGCCUCAGCCUGCAAAACUACUGCUCCAGAGACGAGCUGUGCCGGUAAGAUAUGUGUAGUAAUAGAUACUUAAGUGCUUAUCAGAAUAUCCAAAAAAACAAAAUUCAACUCUGCUCACUGUGGCAACCAUUUUAUUCUGACAUCUCACUCAAGCUGGAGAGUUUAUAUGUUGUUAAAAUGUUUACUGCCUAUUUGCAGGUUUGCAAAUCUGUCACAGGGAUUUUAAUGGUGCCUGCACACCAAAAUCAUCAGUGCGAGUCAAUGCAAAGACAGAUUAGAGGUGGCGCCUGGUACUUCCAUCACAACAAGGUCUUAAAUUACUAGCCAGACUUUUGUCCUCUGUUGUACCCUGGUGGUGGAAUAAUUACCGAACUCCAUUUGAUCUGCAGUUUCUCUGUCUACCUUUUACAAAAAACACCUCUGCCAGGAACACUCAAGUACUUAGGUGAGGAUCUUUUCUUCCUCUGUGCUCUCUGUGAUGGAAAAAGUGCACUUAACUAUUUCUGAUCCACAACGUCCUUUUAGACCCUGCACAUAAUGGUUUGAAUGCUUGUGAUGAUACUGAUAACAAAGGCAUUGAUGAUGAUGAUGAUGAUGAUGAUAAUGAUAAUAGUGAUGAUGGUGAAGAUAAUGAUAAUGACAAUGAGGCAAACUUUUAGACUGGAUGAUUAAACUUUUUUGCUCUCGCUUUAGAAAUUAUAACUUGAAUUAAACUUGAAAUAAAAUAAAAAAAAUCCUCCUUUUCCUCUAGCUCUGUAUGUCAGCACCUGUCUGAUUUGAGUAGAUGCAGUUUCUGACUCUUACUAAUGUUGUGACCCUGAAGAAAGCCUGUGGCUGAAAUGCAUCCAUUUAUUGGCUGUAUGUUUAUGCCCUGAUUAAAUAAGUGUAACCAAGAAGAAGAGUCUGGCUGGUAACACGAGGCCCUGUCCUGAUAGAAGUACUUCAUUGAUGCAGUAGGAAGUAAACACUACAUAGGUAGAAAUGGAUGGUAACCUUAGCUGUUGUGAAUUAGCAGAUCGUAGCUAAUGUGUUAUCAAGUAUGUUUUUGUACCUUUGUCUGAAUAAGGACAAGGACAUUGGGUGUGCUGAAUUUUUUCUAUUUUCUUUUUGUACUUACUAAUGUUGUACCCUCUGAUCUGGAUUCUUGCUCUCAUUAUACUUACUCUGUGAGGUAUGACAAAUAAGACAAACAGGUCGAUGAAAUUGUAGGAUUGCAGGAUUAGCAGGGAUUUUGCCUCUUUUCAAUGGUUUCAAGUAACAUCAAACCAGGGUUAGUUAAAGCAGGGUUGAGUAUCAUGUUAGCAGUUGUUUAACAGUUGCAAAUAUAGUUAACUUUGUUUUGCCAUGGCCAAAUGUCCCCAAUGAAUUUAACUGUACAUUUUCCUCUUAUUUUAUAUGAAUUGUGACCUGAAACACAACAUUAGAACAACACUUGAGCCGCCCAACCUGAAGUGUGACAUCAGAGGAAGAUGCCUGUUUUACGAUUUUACUUCUUCUGAAAGAAAGCAGCAUCACGGGCACUACUGAAUACCGUAUUUAGUUGUUUUUUUAAUGGUCGCACGAUUAAGCAUUGGUGGCCCAAGAAAAAAGUCUAUUGGCCAUUUCCAGAGUCAAUGUGAUUUUUUGAAAUCUGUUUCUCUUUUUAGGUUCCAGCAGACAAAAAGAUUCAAAGAUACUCUCUGUGCGCGUUAUAUACUUAAAGCAAAUGCAGAGCAAGCAAAAACAAACGUCAGAUUUAGGCAUGUUAAAUUUCUUGGUAACACUUUACUCUGCUCCUAUCUCUAUAACACAUUAUAAACAUAGUGUAAUGCGUUAUAAUCAUGUUAUAGCACCAUAUAACUAUAGUUAUAAACACUCAUUAAUGAUCAUAAUGCUUAUAGCAAUAAUCAUAACACAUUAUAAAGCAUUUUAUCAUAACUUACAGGUCAGGUAUUAUAAUGUGUUAUAACUGUUAACAACUCACUGACAAUGCCCACAUAGAUAAUGUAUUAAACAUAUAUUUAUGAUGUGUUAUAAUUUGCUUAUAAACUUGUAUAACUAUCAUUAUAAACACUCAUUAAUUAUCAUAAGGCUUUAUGACAAUAAGCAUAACACAUUAUAAUGUCUGACCUUGAAAGUCAUGAUAAAAUGCUUUAAAAUGUGUUAUGAUUAUUGCUAUAAAGCAUUAUGAUCAUUUAUGAGUGUUUAUAUAGUUAUACAAACACUCAUAGUUAUACAGUGCUAUAAAGUGAUUAUAAUGCAUUAUACAUAUAUUUAUAAUGCAUUAUAGAGAUAGGCGUCAAGUAAAGUGUUACCAAUUUCUUAAAUAUAAUUAGAUAUCAAACGACUUGCCCAGUCAAUUGAUUAGCAAUUUUAUUAGCUCCGGUCACUCAACUGUAUUGAAUACUUGAUUCUGAUUGGUCAGAGCCCCAAAACAAUGAUAACUAGCUCGCUCCAGGAACAACCUGAUCACACACACCAUAUCAAAUCAACUAGCAGAAAAGAGUCCAGCAAGUUCCACUCCUGCCUGUUGACACUGUGGCAAAAACAUCAGCUCUUGCUUGUGCUCUUGAUGCACAUGAACUCAUACUCGCAUGCAAGCAUCACAAACCCUUCCAGAUUUUAUGCUGCUUGUAAGCUCAACCAGUUGAACUCAGUUUUUUGUUUUACUAACAGCACAUAUAUGGUAGUAGUAGUUGAUGUUAAAAGACAGGUGCAGGGACGAGCUUCAUAACCUGCUAUUAACGUGCAACUUUGCAAGUGUUUUACAGGAACUACAUACUGCUGCUUUUUAGACCUCAUGGCCACAUAGCACCAUGAAUUCAAGUAGUUAGACUUCUGCUCAUCAAUGAUUGUAACAGCUUGCGUGAGGCUGAGUUUAUUCCAAACAGCCUCCUCAGUUAAAAAAAAAAAAAACAGAAUAAAGGCCCUUCUUUCAUCGACGAAAGUCCAUAAAGUGUGUAAUGGUCAUGGAGGCUGUAAAUCAAAAGAGACAAAGACUACUUAUUUGAGACUGAGAGGGUAAGUGACAGUCUCCAUCUGCAGUAUUGGAAACACAUUUUAAACAGCAGAGGAGAGCUAACCACAACAGACAAUACACUAUUUUGUUUUUAAACAGAUGAACACCAUGUGUUCCCUCUGAAGGGAAUAGGAAAAACACAAUCAAGUGAAGUCCUUAGUUUUGGUUCAAAUGUACCACAUUUAAGAUCUGCUUUGGAUUAAUAAUGAAAUAAGUCAUGUUGUUUUAAAAAGCUGCUUUAAAUUGUGUGUAUGUGUGUGUGGGUGUGCAGGUUUAAUGUAGUUUAAUUCACAGUGAAUCUGUAUAUUGUAGAUGUCUUGCUGUCACUGCAUUGUGGAUUUUCCCUUCAUGCUUUCUCCCAGUGAUUGUAAACUAGUAAGAGCUCUCAGGCUAUUGUGUGUUUACGUAGCAUAGCAUUACAAUUCAGUGUUUCUUUUACCAGAGAGUGCAGGUUUCCAAAGAAAAAGUAGAGUUGUUGUUUCUGAAAUGUCUUUGGUUUUACUAAGACGACAAAUAGUUUAAAUGCAACAUAUGUUUUAAUGCAAGUGCACAGCUAUUGAUUCUUCAGUUUGAUGUUGUGUGUUUUGUGCCAAAAGCACAGUUUUGUUCCUGUUGUUUUGUUUCAGCUCAAUCCCGGAUCCAAAAAUGAGAUUGUCAAAACAGUUUAAAAUGCACACAGUGUUUCUGUGAGCUGACAUGUGAAAACUGUUUUCUCUUUUCUGUCUCUCUGUGUGCUUCUGCGUCUGUUUGUACAACCGUGUGUGUUUCAGAUCCCGGUUCGCUGAUUUCCAACACAACUGCCAACCCUCCCCUCUUUCUGCCUCUGGCUGUAUGCGAGAAAGCAGAGCCAUGUGCCUGAAGGCCUACGCUGGACUCAUAGGUGAGACUGAGGGAGAGAAAAGAAGCGAAAAGAGGGAACAGCUUGGGAAACAAAACAGACAGACAGCUGCUUAAAGACACCUCUGAAAGGAAAAUGGAAAUUUGGCUUUUAUCAGUUUUCAGUUUACAUCAAAGGUAACUCUACAGAGGUUUAUAUUUGGUCAUCCGCCAAUAGCUGGGGCUCUAUUGAUUCAGGACACGUCACAAAAAAAAACAAAAGCUGGAUCCAGAAAUUGAAUUUCCAGCAGCACUACAAAAGGAUCCAUAUUUUGACAUAUAAACGCCUUUUCCCACAGUGUAAUUUUUCAAAAAGUAAUUUAAUCUACCUGUGAUCAUCAAUAUCCAGAGCUGGAAACCUGGUGACACUGCUACCCCAGGCUGCUCAUAUUGUUGCCAGUUUGUCACACUGUCCAUAGAGAUGUGUGCAGAAAAUGAAGAUUUCCUGCCCAGGGAAAUAUUACUUAAAAAGUUUUUAAGGUGCACCUGUGAAACUAAUUCUGUCAUUUUUCUGAAACCAGGCACCAUCAUGACUCCCAACUACGUGAGCAACAGCAGCACAGAGGUGUCUCAGUGGUGCACGUGUGAGGGCAGCGGCAACGAAUGGCAGGGCUGUCAGCGCAUCCUGCACAUGUUCAACAACAACAUCUGUCUGCGUGAGUUAACUGUCACUAAGUUCAAUAAGACACUGCCAAACAAGAACUUACUGCUAGAGAUUUGCUAAUGAUAACAGUAUUGUAAUGUGAGAGUAAAGAGCUACAAAGUCUGAAGGUGUGUGAGUUCAGCUCAUAAAGAUACACACUUGUGAAAGAAGACUUAAAGGGAUAAAAUAAGGUUAGGGUCAAACACACCAUAACACUGAGUUGGACACCCCCUUGCGAGGUGAAUGCUGCCGACUGCUUGCUUCUCUAGUUGUACCAACUUUAGUAAUGACCACACGAUAGCAAUACACAGCGUUCUCAGGAGCCACGCGCACACCUCAACAAAAACGCCACCCUAUAGCCACAAAUAAUGCUCAGAACAGCACCUAACUUUAUCAACAGUACAUAUAGGGUCGCAGCCAUAGCACUAGCCACCAAACAUCUUUUUAACUUUGCCUAAUUUCUUUAGCAAAGAGACUAAACACAACUCACCUACUCUCUUCCAGCAACCGUUUGUUUGUAGGGAGACCUCAGAUGAGUCCAUUACAGACUACAGCGGGGUGACGCAGCUCAAGGAAGAACAUUUAUGAUAAUUUCUUCAUGGAAAUACAAUCAGACCGAGACGCUAAGGCAGAAGAACUACUGUGUCUGCAGAGCAAAAUGAUUAAUAUGAUGAUUAUUACCUCCGCCAAGGAGGUUAUGUUUUCAGUAGCGUUGGUUUGUUUGUUUGUUUGUUUGUCUGUUAGCAACUUUAUGGAGAAAGUAACAGACGGAUUGACCUGAAAUUUUCACCAGAGGUGCGUCUCAGCCCCAGGAGGACCCCAUUUUUUGGUGGUGAUCCGGACUAAAUUCUGGAUACUGUGACCCAGAACACACAAAAACAAGGGUGUUGUUGGAAUUUUCAAUGCUAAAACAUUAUCAAUGGGCGGCACGAUGGUGUAGAUAGGUGGUACAGUAGUGUAGUGGUUAGCACUGUCACCUCACAACCAGAAGGUCCUGGGUUUGACUCCUGGACAGGGCAUGUCUUGUUUUUGGAACAUUAUGAACAGUGAACAUACCAGUUUAAACACAAAUAAACGUUAAUAAAAGACACGUAACAGUAAAAGUUUUGGUGUGAAUUACAAUAUAAGGGGGGGACAUGAGCUGCUUGGCGAAGGUCUGCGCUCUCUGAGUGCUUUUCUAGUUACUUCCAAGAAAUGAUCAUAAAUGUUCUUCCUUGAGCUGCGUUCCCCCGCUGCAGUUGGUGAUGGACUCGUCUCGUCUGAUCAGUUAAAGGGCUUUUACACUGCUUGUCAGAUUCACACAUUCAUACCAGGUUCAUAAAGUGAUGGCAGAGGAUGUUAUCACCUACUCCAUCCACCCUCGUUCACACAGAGAUGACUAUUUCACGAAUGGACUGCUUGCCUUACAAUUGACAAAUGAUAGUCUCUACCACUGAGCCACAGCUGUCAAUGUCAAUGUGACCUAACAAACCUGACCAGUGGAGAUGAUAGAUUUUCCAGUUUGAUAUAUGACACGUCAAAAUGAAAAGUGAAUUUAGAAAACAUUACAAAUUGUUUCUUCAAAACCCGAAAACAACUAUACAGAAAGUUUCAGGUCAAUGACUUUUCUAACUCAAUAAGUGGCCAAUUUUUCUUUCUCUUGGCAUCUCAGUGUUUGUUGUGCCACAUUAAAACCUGAGAGUUAUGUUUGAGGUCUUUAAUUAUGUCAAAAUACAGGGGCAUGCUUUGUGGAGUUGAAAUAAUUACUCAGUAGUUUUGAUAAGAGCGAUCAAUAUUUUAUUACUGUUGAAAUUGCAAUCAAGUCACACUCAUUUUCUCGAGUAAAACAAAUGUUGGCUCUUUCUUUAAGAAAAUAAUGACAGAAAUAUGCCUCCAUUUAGCUGAUAAAUAUCAGUUUAACAUCAAAUUGAUCUGGACAUGCUGCUCCAUUAUUAAAAUGUGCAUUUAUACAUUAAAGAUGAGGUUUAGUAUUGAUGAUUUGGAGGGUGAAUCAUUGAGCUGAAACAUUGUCUUACAAAUAAAUGAAUGAUAAGAGAUAUCUUCCCUUUUAUCUGGUUGGAUCUGAAAAUGUAAAAAUGAUUCCUAAUUUCUGAGGAGGCAGUGAAUCCCUUCAUUACAUCUGAGAAAUGUAGAGUGGUUCCUUGUAGAAUAGCUGCCAAACCAACAGGAGAGGAAAGAGCAUCAAAAGACAAAGUAAGUCAGAUGAGCCAGAUUAUUUUCCUUUGAAACCAGCCUGUCAGCGCAGACUAACCUAAAACCGGGACAUUGCUUGGCUGCACUUAUGAAUUCAAAUGUUAAUGUACGGUAAUACUAAUCAAAGAGAAAUAAACUUAAAGAGCAUAAACAGCCGAGGCAGUGUAACUUCACAUUGAGAAAGAUAUACUAUCCAUCUGAAGAUGCAGGAAAGCUACAACUCUAGUGGACUACAACUCUAGUGGACUACAACUCUAGUGGACUACAACUCUUUGGUAAAUGCGACAGUUUGUUUGUCCAGGGUCAAAAAAGACUUCCAUAGCCAAGUUUGUAUCUUUGUGUGGAUUACAGCACUGCUUUAAGCUACAUACCAAAAUCUGCACACUGUUACAGGGUCAACUGGCCAUUUUUGUCAUACACUGGAAAACUAAAUGAAUAAUCUAAGUAUGAGCAAAAUAAUUUUAACUAUUUCAUGUGUACGUGGUGCCACCAGCUAGCUUUGUGGGAGUGGGAUUAAUAAGUGUUAAUGUUCCUUAGGCACAGACAUCAACAGACUUUUGAUUAUACACCAGUCAGCCAUUACAUUACGGCCACCUGCCUUAUUUUGUUUACAUCGCCUCUCAUCAGCUACAAGAAACAGACUCCACUAGAUCUCUGAAGGUGUGCUGUGGUACCUGGCACCAGCAGAUCUUUUUAGUCCUGUAAGUUGUGAGGUGGAGCCUCCAUGGAUCGGACUUUGUUGCCCAGCAGGUUGUCCAACAUGUAUGCACACCUCCAGUCUGUUUUAUGUGCAAACAUGAAAAGCCAAGGCAGGGAGAGCUGCUGCAGCAAACAACUCCAAACAGAACAGAGCCGACACAAGUGACAAUACUUAUGACACUGGUAAGAUUAGAGACAGCAUGAAUGGGGGAGCUGAGAUUAUAGUUAGAUAGCUGAAGUAAGAUAAGUAGAUGUUUUGAUUACCCAUCACAGCUGUGGUGUAAUGAUAUAUGGUCUGGUGUUACAAAUCAAUGUCUGAAUAACUUAAAGGCAUUGUUGACGAUAUGAGAAGCUGUUGAAAAAAUCUGAGCCGUUGAGGCAGAUUUGAAAAAAAGUGUCCCACCCCCCACACACAAACCUUUCCCCUCUGUGCUCCACAACACACCCACUCUAGCAGAGCAAGAAGCCAGCCGGCAGAUGAUCCUACGCUAGCUUCGAAUAGCUUCAAAUAGGAUUCACCAUGUCAGAUUGCUAGUGUCUAGCGGCAGUAAACUCCAGCUCUGCUAGCUAGCACCGUCUACAGCUGCCUGGACAGCUACCAUGUUGACAUUGCAGAGACUAAUAAGAGUUAUUUAUGCAACAUGUGCCACGAUAAAAGGCAAAAAUGACCUGUUCAACAAAAUCUUUGCUGUCUCAGCGCCUGUUUUCAGGCCCAAAUCCUGGAUAAGCUUUCUCCACCGCUCGAAGGAUGACCCAAUGUUUAUUCCAGUUAGAUUCCUUGCUUGAUCACAUUUCCUCUUCCUCUUUCUUCUGUCGGCUUGCGUUUUCUAAUCACUUAUGGCAGUGGGGCAAGCAGAAGUAGGUUUUUUUUCCGUCCUUCUCCGUCACAGCUCCUGUAGCUAAGCUGCUAUGCUACUUUUAGCCGCUCAGAGCUCCGAGAAGAGCCGAGAGAGUGGAAGGGGACGAGUCAGAAACACAGGAGAGGGUUGUGUCGAAUACAGUGAGGUGAUUGGAUGGAGAGGCGGAGCAGGAGAUUGACGAAUAGGAGCUGUCCGGGACGGAUGGCUCCCAUUGGUCAAUGUUUUUGGAGCCCUGCACUUACUGGGGUGAAUGGAUUUUUUCCAUUAAUUUUUCUCUUCACUUUGUGGCGAUUGCACGAUAGGAUCAUGAUCGCCAUAUAAACGAGGUUCAUAAUAAUUACCAAUUCUCUCCAAUCGUCAACCAUGCCUUUAAAUUGGCACUUGGUUUAACUGCUCUGUGCACUAAAAACAACAAAUCACUCACAUGCUGAACUAGACAUUAAAUUUUGCUCUUUUACCAGGCAAAGACUUGGUUGUAGUUUCUCCGUCUAAAACAAAAACAGCAGAAAAUGUGCAUCUUUUUGCCAAUAACUUUGAAUACAAACGAAAAGAAAGAGAAAAUUACCUUGAGCAAAAACUCCUCCUACCUGCCAACUGAUCUAUCACUGCCAAACUUGCAAAGAUCUUAACAAAAGCACCUCCAUGUGCCGACUUUCAACUCAGCUUUAUUUGCAGAAAAUCCAACCAUAACACAGACCCUUAAAUUCAGCAUAAAGAAAUAACCAAACCUCUCACUAAUAUGUACUAUAUGAGCCAUAAAGAAGCCUCAUUAUGAGUAAGACUGUUUCAAUAUCAGGGAGAUACUCCACAUUUGCCUUUAAUAUAAUGUGUUAUUAAAAUCUAUCUUUUGUGAGCAUGUUUAACAGUCUGAGUCAUCCGAGACAUAUCUUAAUCUCUCCGAUACAUUUUGCUCAACCCUGAACAGUCUGUACAGAGCUUGUGUUUUAAUUUGACUUUUAAAGAUUUUAUUUUGGUCAUCCCCCUAGGAUGAAUAACGAAGUGAUUCUAAUGAAGAUGCCCCCUGCUGAUUCUGUUUCAGGCAAUGCGAUCAGCUCCAUGGGAAUCUCAGCACCUCCUCCUGCGGAAAAAAAUACCCCUGCGCCAGCUUCUGAGCCCUCCCCUCGUGUCUACCAGGAGAGGGUCCACGUCGGUGUUAACACUCUUCCAGAAUUCAACAGUGUAAGCGCUCUCUACUUCUUCAGAGUCUCAUUAUGUGUUAGUGUAAAGACACCUGUUAACUCGUACUGCAGAGGAGGUUUACAGUUUUGGUAACAUCUCUGUAUAGAAUAUGGUAGUGAUUUAAAACAAACAGCUUCUUCCUCCAACUCUGAGGAUUAGCUGUAGGUGUUAGCAGCAUGAGAUUCAAUCUUAUUAAUGCUCAUGUAUGCACUACCUUAUGUUUAAUUUUCACACAAUUUUAAUCCUCCUGGUUCUGUAUUUCCUCUUCCUCUUAUCGCACCUCACAAUCCUGUAGAGCGCAGAAACCUGGGCUGCUUAUUGGACAUCCAGAUAUGAAGUCUAUCAAAACUCAAAACAUAUGAGUUUUUUAAUUCUUUUAUCGUACCAUCCGAAUUUAGAUUAUGUGUUCUCAUGCAAAUACAAGGAUAUCAUUGUUGUUAUACAGCAGUUGUUCUGUGACAUUUGGAAGCUGUGAGUUUGAUUGAAAAUGAAUCUGAAACUUGAUUAAAAUUUCUAAAUGUGAAAUGAAAAAGAAAAUUCUGUCAAUGACGGCGACAGACCGUAGAAAGAGUCAGCGAUCUUCACCAGUUUUGAUAGCAUUGACAAUGUUAUGGUCAUUUUAAAGUUUAAUGAAUGAAACUUUCAAAAAUCUUGCUCAGUAAAGGAUUUGACACAAAAGUGGAGUUGUACUAUAGCCGCUGUCUGUGCUGAGAGGAUGCUUGAUGGUUUGAGAUCAUCUUGAAGGGUACAUGAAUCAUGAACAAUCACUGCGGUGAGAGAUUCCUGAAUUAUGUUAGCUCUAAUUUAAAGUUCAGGGAAAUGAAGCACAAUACAGACAUGUAGAUUACCUUAUUCUAAUAUGCACAUAAACCUAAUGCUUUUAUAGAUGUGAUAAAGUCCCACUCCGAUUGUUUUUUUUCUUAGAGUGUUCUCAGUGGUCUUUAAAUUGUGAUUAUGAAGGUUUUUUAUUACCAAAAAUCGCUUUAUCUGUGUCAUUUUCAAGGCUUUUCUUCUGCAGAGCUUCAGUAGAUCAUUAGCAAUUCACCUCUUAGUCAUGAGAGGAGACAGCGCUGCUCUGCUCCGAUGUGGCAUUCAGCUCUUGGACACUAAUGUCUUCAGGGAUACGACAAAAGUUAAUAUCAUAAUUAGCUUUAUUACAGCAUUGCAAUCCUCUAAUACACAUGAUUGUUCCGCAAUCGUCCUCUGUAUAACUCCUCUUUAUGCAGAGUGUGGCUCUGGGGGCGGGGCUUGGAGUGGUUACAUAUGAACUCUCACUGUUUCUGAACCUGCUGUUUGGGUCUGCCAGAGAUUCACAGUGAUUUUAAUGAAGAACAACAAUUUCGCACUUAGUUUUCUCAUAAUGUAUCCUGAAGCAUCAGAAAAAUGCUAAUGAACGUAUAAAAAAAAACAAGAAAGACAUGAUUUUCAUUGGAGUGGGUCUUUAAUAUAAAGCUUGUUGUAGAAUAACAUGAAAGUAAGUAAAGGGUUUUCUUGUUCCUAUACUGUUAAUAACUGUCACACGCUAGAGAGCCUGUUAGUUUUCUGGUUUGGUGUAAAAUAAAGAUUUCCUGAGACUACAGCCUGAGGAUGUGCUCUUAAUUAAUACACAGAUGCAAAAAGCUCAAAGUUAGAAAAUUAAAUGGUCUCCUGUUGACAGUCUUCACAUCUUUUGGGAUGUACCAGUGAUUUUGGACAGCCCCGUGAUCUUUGUAAACGUUUGGGUUUCUCUUGCCAAAGGCAGAAAAGUCAAAUUGUGGACACUAUAAAUGAAACAGAGACUGUGUGUGUGCUCUUGCAGGGAUUCAUACCCUACAUACUUUCGUUUUCUUUCAUGAGUUGGUCGACAGUCAUCUUGUGUUAAAACUCUUCGCACAGCAGGCUAGCUUUGUGGUUGUUUUGGUGUAUUUUCAUCUCAAGUUUUAAAUUCUGUGCUGAUUUGGACUUUUCUCUCGAAGUUUACAUCCAGAACUCCGCUCCACACUCCACCACUUCUCUUAAUUGGAAGAAUCAAUCUAUCCCUGUUUUUUUCAGAUGGAGGACAGCGAGGAAGAGGAGCGGGAGGAGGAAGGAAGCGAGGAAUUCAAUGUCAUCCCACCGUACUCAGAGAAGGACUCUAACAUUGAAUCCGGGGCCAGAGGAAGUACACGAGGAGCAGCCAGCCGAGCAGUACCUGUGUUACCAUUACUGCUGCUGCUGCCUACACUCAUCCUGGACUGCUGGAGCUACUGAAGCAUCUGUCUGAUUUUCCAUCUCAACACGCAAAAUGAAACACAGAGGACAUUUGCAAGAGAGGAACUCUCUUUUCCCCAUUUUUAAAGUACCCAGACUUACUUUGCCAUUCUGUUUCUCCUAUCACUGCCUCCUCAAGAGCUUAGAGAUAUCAGUAGUCCUGAAGUAUGUGCUGCGUCUUUGCUCUACUCUGCUCUUAUGAAAGAAAUCCAACAACGUGAGCAGAUAUAUGAGUGCAUGGGUGAAUUUAGAAAUGCUGUCUGGGCAAAUGCUCUAUCCAGAGCCUGCUUCACUCUCAAAGUGCAUCCCCUCUUUUAACAAGAAGCACAUUGCCAGAGGCCACAUCUUCUAUACACACUACCAAAAAACCCUUACCAGUGUGCUCCACUGCAACCCAGCUCGAGCACAGCUUUUGAUUUCUAUUUCAUGACUCAUGUCACAUCCGUUUCUCUAUUGCCCCUUCGGCUCUUCCUCCCUCCCUCCAUGCCUCGUACUGUGGUUGAGGAGGAUAAUCCCAUUUACAACAAGCUAAUAAGAAACUGCUCCACACUUAAACCUCUUUGUACCAUUCAAGGAAAAGCACUUUUUCAAACAGCGACAAGUCGGAAACAAAUCGGUGUCGCAUGUAUCAUCUGUUUCCUCUUUGACCUUUGAGGCACCAAAAAGAGUGUAAAAGUCACUCAGUUUAGCUUCUUGUGUGAAUACACCACUUGGUGUUAUUUCUAGUGAGGGCGAGCAGCGGACAUUUCAACCUUGGGCAAACAUAAUGAGAUCAAAUUCUAUUGUAGAAAUGACGAGCGGAGAAAAGCAACACGAGCAAUUACAGCACAACUCAAAUUGCUCUGAAUGCAGGGUAGGUCUGGAGUGAGGCUCAGGGGAGGAAAUAGCCAAUUUACUGCUGUCAUACCCUCUCACUUUUUUAUCCUUAGGAGGUGUUUUUUUUUAGUGCUCUUUUACCCAUCAUGUGCUUCAGAUGUUGUGAGAGCAGGGUGCGGAGAUAGAGACGGACACAGGAGGCUGUAAACCCUGCUGGCUGCUCUGAUCAUUGAGCAGCACAUUGAGCCAUUCUCUCUGCCUCGAAUAGCUUCUGCUGAUGUUAAUGAUUUUUUCUCUUAUGGAUCAUUUUCGUGUGAAAUUACCCAGCAGCAGGGAUGUAGGUAAAAGGAAAUAAGUAUAGGGUGGUUUAUAUGGAGGAAUAGCUUGCAAGAAAUAACGCAUCUCAUCUCUUCGAUCAAGAGGUUCUAGUAGAGCAUCAGUGUUUACUUUAAAAAGCAUGUGUAAUCAGAUCAACAUUCAAAAGGAGGAGCAACCUGCUCACUUUGCCUUUCAAUGAUAAGUAAUGCUCGAAGCGCAACUGGGUACAGGCACAUAAUGUUGCACAAACAAGACUUCAAAAACAAAUCAGAUGAGUAUAUUUUGACAGUGUAAAUACAAGAUGAAACAGAGUGGAAAACCAUGUGUUAUCUUUAUCUUUUUUUACUACAACAUCCACACAAAUUCAGCUGAGAGUUUCAUUUACCAAAGUCUUGGUAGUUUAGAGGAGAGUUGGCAGCUGGACCAAAAAGUAAAGUUUUAUCCCUGGGUGUAAAAAAAGAUGGAGAACAAGAACGCUACUGACCCACUACAGAAGAGGUUAUAAAGUCUGCCUCCUGCAGGGAAAUGGAUGGGACAUGAAUCAAAAUUAAAGAUGACAAAACAUGUCCAAUGAACUUUUCUUAAAUAUGGUUUCUGUCAUUAUAGUCAGUCCCUAUCAUGCUGAUUUACGUUUGAACGUGUAUGUUAUUCUGAAGGGUUUUUAAUUCUGGUUGAGCAUAGCAUUUAGGCAGGCCACAAAGUCCAGCUCAGCCCACAGCUGAUCUUGAUGUCAGCCAAUAUCACCUGAUCAACUCUGCCGAAUACCUUGUACACAUCCAAUUGGAAAAUGCCCAGGUAGGCGUCCAGUUUGAUCUGAUGUAGCCUGCCUACUCUUGCUGCCUCCUCAACAAACCAAAUGUGAUCAUGACAUUACUACGUGCGAUUUCAGUGCAGAAGAUGCAUGGGUCAGUUUUAGAUUACUUUAAGUAUUACGGUAUCAUUAUGAUGUUCAGUUCUUCAUCCCAGAGGAACAAGUAUCCAUUCUUUACUUUACUUAUGCUCCUUUCCAAUAAAUUAAUCACCUCUCUAAGACACUCCACUAUAAUCAUAACACAUAUCUCCUCUGUGAAUUCUUUGACACACCCCAUCCAAACAUGCCAUGCAUGAGGUCCUCUGAGGGGUUGGACCUUGUGGCCACACUAGUCUCCAAGUCAUCAAGCUGUUUAUUUUCACAUUAUUGCAAGCUGCUCAGUUUUCUCUGGCUUUUACUGCCACAGCUUCUCUCUGGUAGGACAUCACCAUCAUGUUUCAAAAGAUAGUAUUGGAGAAAUAAAGCUGCCAUCAUCGCUAAUCCCCAGUAAAUCAAAUCCUCUACCCGUAAGUCCUCAAAUUUUGGCACCUAUUGUUAGAACUGCUUCAGCGUAAACCUAAUGAUCUGGUGGUUCUUAAAAUAAUCUUGCCAGAUUAUCCUGUGGCGUAAAGUGUACAAAGAGAGAUUUUUCUUCAAGCAGUAGAUAGUCAGAGCCACCCUGACUUGAAAAUUGUAAAUAUUAAAUAUGUUCGGAAAUCCUGUUCCCACUAAUCCUACUGAGGGGAUCCCAAGGACAGCCGAGGAUGCACUUUGUCCAUUGUUACGUUUUGGUAAUCCCUUCACAUCCAAAGUUUUGUAAACGAGUUCACGCCCAGGUCUGCUGUGAAACCGAAUAUUUUCACCUCCUGAUUGUUCUUUAUGUUUCACUACCUCAAGUGUUGUGAUCUAUUUGCAGUCAGUUUGUGUCCUAAAGCAGGUGUUUCUAAAGCAUAAAACAGGAGCAACAAGAGUUUAUUUUAGCAAAUCUUAAAAUGAAUGCAUGAAAACCUCAGUCUUCUCAUCUUAUCUCCUCUUCAAUGGUGAUCUUUGCUCGGUUGAUAGGUUGAUCUAUAAGUAUUAAGAUGGCCCUGUAUCCAGACAACCACAUCAUGAAAACCCUGAGUCUUAUUGUUAUAUCCUGUGUCCUGUGGUCAUCAAGAAUCAAGCCAUCCUUGAUGUUUAAAAGCCAUGAGUGCCCUAUGAAUUGCUGGCAAAUGUUGUGCCAGAAAAACUUCUUGGGCAUGUUAAUAAUUCUCAAGCCAUAUCACCUCCACCCAGUGUCUGUACAUUGAAUUCCUCUAACUGUAUGUCUUGUUGGUCUAAGUGGUUUCCCUUUCAAGCUGCAGCUCUCCUUCACCCUGACAGCACUUUUUAUAUAACUGUGUAAAGGCCAGGGUGGUUUGUCAAGUUUUUUUUUUUUCUUUUUUUUUGGUGGUGGGGGUCUUUGCUGUUGCUCCCCCUACCUGCUUUCCAAAUGUGCAAGUGGAAGGGCAGGGAGGAUUCAGAACAGAUCCAUACCAACAAAUACAUGUUUCUGCGUGUAAAUAAUGAAUUCUUGUUGACAGAGGUGGUCCUGACUGAAUUAGUUAUCUGAUGCUAGGAAAAGGGGGUGUAUAGACAUGAGUGACAGCUCUGAUGAGAAAUGCUGCCUCUGCGGCUCUGUGUGCACUAGAAGAGCAGAGUGGAGGAGGAACAAAGAGAAAGCAUAACAAACAACAAAAGACUCAUUCAACUUUCCACAGUCAUGAGUGUCACUUACAAACCAAUACUUUAAGAAUGUGCUCUGCUGUAGACUGCUCUGAUUCGAUGGAUCAUUAGUGUUUUCUGGUUGAGUUAAAUUUGUGUUUUAGUUUGCAAUAGAGGCAGGGCAUCAUAACCCCACAAGAACGCUUCUACUAAUUUGACUCCUGCUCGAAAAGGAGCCGCAUAUUAAUCCUGGUCAGGGGGUAUUUUGGCUUUACUUUUGCAAAAUGAGAGAAGAGGCAACAAGUCAUCCACCCUUACAUACUACAGUCAGUGGGUAUAAAAUAAUUGAAGCAUAACAAUGAUGGGUGACUACUGGAGGCAGUUCACUAACAUCAUUGUCUUAACAGAUCAAAGCUUGACUUUACAAAAAUCUUCACAAGAAAAAUCUCUUCAUAGAUGCUUGACUAUCACUUGAGGAGGCAGCACAGAAAAAAAAAAAACAGUCUGGCCUUACAGAUGCUCUUGUUUACAUGAAGGACUACUGACACGAAGGCUGGGCUUUUGAUAAGGGCUGACAGUAUAAAGGCAGAGAUGCUCUGGAAGUGUGAGAGCUGUGCUUUUACCAAAGCAGGUCCAUCACUACUUCAAACUUGAGUUUGAUGUUUAGAAGUCAGAGUUGGACUUCAAUGGAUGGUGUAAGGUUAUUAAACCUGCACUGAGUGUUACCCAGCUUGGGGCAAAAUGACAUCAUGCAGGUUUUUUAACCACAUUCUUGUUGAGAGUUACGCUACGGGAAGCUAAGAGGUGAGGUGUGACUGGACUGCAAGCUAAAAAAAAAAAAAAAAAGGAAACCGAUUUAAAGGGGAUAUUACAAAAGAGAAGCCUGCCAUUCAGUUGGCAUAACAAAAAGUACAAAAAAACCCCAAAACUGUAGAAAAGACAUGACGAUAGAUAAACAUGUUAGGGUAAAAUAAGUCAUCACUGUGGCACAGUGCAGUAUCAAUAACCUGCAGUUCUUCAUAAAACAUCCAGUGCCCAUAAACAGCCUCCAGUGCGCUCUGGCCUUAAUGACUGAAUGUGAGUUUACGUGUAUCUUCACAUUUUAAUAAGUUUGUUUAUAUUUGUAAACUAUGUAAAGUAACAGUUUACAUUAAACAUAGCUUUUAUUAUUUGGAUGAUUAAGGAGUGAAAAAGCUUAUUAUCCAUCCAUAAAUGAAAAUGCGGUAAAACUAAACAAGGGUACAUGAACGAUCAUCAACUCAGAUAUGACUUCAUAAACAAAGACAGAGUUUGUCAAGGAACUGCAGUCAUUAUGGUUUCUUUGUUUUGUUCAUGGCUUCUUUAUUUGUGCAGAUUAUGGUACUUGGUAAGUACAGACCAGUCCUUGUGCAUGUUUUCUGCUAGUGUCACUUCAUCAUGACUCUUAUCAUGUAAUAGAAGAGUAAAGACCUGACCUCUCCUUUAACACGGAUACGCUACAUGUGUUAAUAUUAUUACUACAACGUGAUAAUUGAUAAUGAUUAUAUUGUCAAUUAUUCUAUGAUGUAAUUUACAACCUUGGUUUCAUAAAGAGAAUGCCUCAAGUAGAGUAGACAGUCAUGACAAAGUGAAAGUUACUAUGGUUACGAUACAGAAGAUUGCUCUCUUAAGAAGACAUGAACAUUCACAACUUGGGGAAAAAUGAUGACUGACAUUCAGAGGUUUUAGCUUAUUCAAUAUUUAGUUUUUGCAUUUACACAAACUCAAUUUAUCAUUAUUGCUUUUACAUUCCUGAUGGUUAACGGUUUCCUUUUUCGAUAUGAAGUCAUGACUAAGUUCAUGAUCAUCCACAGCCCUUGUUUUUAAGUUUUACCCAAGAUUACAAAAGUGUUUGUGAAUACUUUCCAAUUUAGUUUUUAUCUUUUAAGUCUAGUUGAGAGAUGAUGUACAGUACAGUGUUUUACAUACUAACCUUCUUUUAAAGACAUAUCAAACAUGCCAAAUAACUCUGACCGUAUGUGUAACAAUUGUGUAAUUUUGUGACAUAGCAAAGAAGAAUAAAAGUCAAAUGGUAAAUUUACAUGUGUAACGAAAA
Molecule: messenger RNA, 29669 nt
Organism: Xyrichtys novacula (pearly razorfish)
Lineage: Eukaryota; Metazoa; Chordata; Actinopteri; Labriformes; Labridae
Source: the annotation of a GenBank genome assembly